AUGUCACACAAUCAACUUGAGGGGAAAAUAGCAACAUCAUUGGGAAAACUAUGCAAGUUGAAGAGAAUUGAUUUAUCAUAUAACAAAUUUGGUGGAGAGGUAGCUGAAGAUUUCAAAAUUUUCUCCCAAUGCAUGUUAGAUGGAUUGGAAUCAUUGUCAUUAGAGAACAAUUAUCAUGGUGGUCAAUUUCCAAAUGAGCUUGACCAGUUCAAAAAUCUGUCCUUCCUUUCUCUUCAAAACAACUUCAUUUUUGGUCCCAUUCCGAAGUCGAUUAAGAGAUUAUCAUCCUUGACAUGGUUAGAUGUUUCCUAUAAUCAUUUGAAUGGACUUCUUCCUGAAAGUCUCGGGCAACUUGCAAAGUUAGAAACUUUAGAUCUUUCAUAUAAUCAUUUGAAUGGAACUCUUCCUGAAAGUCUUGGGAAACUUGUGAGAAUUAUUUAUGGGAAUGGAAGAGGAAAGCCUGAUUCAUCCCGCCGCGCCAUGCAUUGUCUGAUGUGCUACAUAACGAGUGACAUCAGUAGCACCACCAAUUGA
Molecule: messenger RNA, 534 nt
Organism: Camellia sinensis
Lineage: Eukaryota; Viridiplantae; Streptophyta; Magnoliopsida; Ericales; Theaceae
Source: RefSeq, a predicted model, not a curated record